AAACAUUUCCUCUCUCCUUCACUUCCUCGUUCUUUCCCUCUGUGUUUCUUUCCCUCCUCCUCUAAAUUGGGAACAAAACGAUUCCAUAAUCUUCUUCAAAGGAUAACUUUUUGAUAGAAUCAAAAACCAGCAAAGAGAAAACCGAGGGAUUUUCUGGGCAUUUAAUUGAUUUUCAAUUUGGGCUCAAAGUUAGGAUUUUUUACCCCCCUGUAUUGCAAGAAGCUUCUGUUCUUUGUGAGAGGUGGCCAUUGAAGGACUGUUAACUUCGUCAUACUUCUGUUUUCGUGAGGCUCUCUUUAAAAUGGAGUGAAGUUGACAAUAUCUGCAGUAUCUUGAGUGUUUGUCCAAGAUGGAAUCUGUGAAACCAUCAGCUGUUAAUCCAUCCAAGAGUAAAUUGGCACGUACCUUUGCGAAAGUUCUUCCCCUCCGUGUGUUAGCUGCAGGGGUUGCUCCUGAUGAUGGGGUUCAGAAGAUUAUGCCCCAAGGGAAGGUGAAGGAUGGCCAGGGUGCCAAUAAAACUACGAAGUCUGUGUCUCAGACAUUUAACAAACUUGAUGAAGAGCUUGAAAGACGAUUGGCCGCGGAAGCACUUGUUGCAAAACUUUUUGCUAUCAUUUCAGCAGUCAAAGCAGCGUAUGCCCAGUUGCAGUAUGCUCAGUCUCCUUAUGAUGCUGAUGGGAUUCAAGCUGCUGACCAAUUGAUAGUUUCAGAGUUGAAGGCUUUGUCGGAGUUGAAGCAGUGUUUCGUGAAGAAACAAUAUGAUCCUUCACCGGAGCAUACAAUUCUUUUAGCAGAAAUUCAGGAGCAGAGAAGUCUUCUGAAGACGUUUGAAAUUAUGGGAAGAAAGUUGGAGUCUCAGCUGAAGCUCAAGGAGUCCGAGGUUAUAUUCCUUAAAGAGAAGUUGGAAGAAACUAAUAAGCAAAACAAGUUGCUAGACAAGAGACUAAAUCAAAGUGGCCAAUUAUCUGUGCUUGAAAAUCUUCACAUAUCAGGAUUGAGUCCCAGCCAUUUCAUUACAUUUCUUCAGUAUGCAGUUAAGUCCAUGCACGGUUUUGUGAGGCUGAUGAUUGAUGAGAUGAAGUCUGCCGAUUGGGAUACCGAUGCUGCUGCCGGUUCAAUAGAACAUGGUGUGGUUUACUGGAAAGCAGAUGAUAAAUGUUUCACAUUCCAGUCUUUUGUUUGCAGGGAGAUGUUCAGUGACUUCCAUUGCCCUUUCUUCUCUCUUCAAAGUGACUUUUUUCUGGAGAAAAAGAAUCAGCGGCAAGUAUUCUUCGAGAGAUUCAUGGAACUAAAGUCCAUUAAAGUGAAGGAAUAUCUUACUAAGAAGCCCAGAUCAACAUUUGCAAAGUUUUGCCGUACUAGGUACUUGAGACUUGUUCACCCAAAGAUGGAAGCAUCAUUUUUUGGCGACUUGAACGUCAGAAACAAAGUGACCUCUCAUGAAUUUCCAGACUCAAGCUUCUUUGCCUCAUUUGCGGAAAUGGCAAGGCGGGUUUGGCUCCUACACUGCUUAGCAUUUGCUUUUGAGCCGGAGGCAUCAAUCUUCCAAGUAACCAAGGGAUGUAGAUUCUCUGAAGUAUUCAUGGAAAGUGUAACAGAUGAUGCAUUCCUUUCAACCAAUAUCCCUCUCGAAUCUGAGCCACGCGUAGCAUUUACUGUUGUUCCCGGGUUCAGGAUUGGUAAAACAAUCAUACAAUGCCAGGUCUAUCUCUCCCACAUCCAUCUCAAGGCAAACCAUUAAUCAUACAUCAUACACUUAGUUGAGUUGGAUGCCAUUAUCAUGAUUUUUUUGAGUAAAUUCGACGACACAGAAUGGUUUGCGUGGUUGACAUGUCAUGUGUUGUGGGGAGCUGAAACACGGUUAGCCCGUCCAUCUUGUCUCUUUGUUUUUUAUGCCCUUUUCGAGUAGAAAAAAGGUUCCAAGGACCCCUUUGUUUCCUCUAAGAGACAAUCUCCCCAAAUUUUGGCCAUGAUCAAUGUUUAGCUGUUCUGCAUUAUUAUUACACUAUGCUAUAUGUCUUCAUAUGUAAAUUAUUAUAGGUUGGAGAAAUUUUAUACACCAUCUAUUUCACAUUAUUAGUCGUUCUAGCUAAUUUCAUGGGGAUUAAGGAAAUCAAUGAAUUACUCUUAA
This is a messenger RNA of Rubroshorea leprosula, 2131 nucleotides long. NCBI's taxonomy places the organism in Eukaryota, Viridiplantae, Streptophyta, Magnoliopsida, Malvales, Dipterocarpaceae. The record is from the annotation of a GenBank genome assembly.